Cajanus cajan (pigeon pea) is the source of this 488-nucleotide messenger RNA. RefSeq names its product cytochrome c oxidase subunit 5C. The record is from RefSeq and is a predicted model, not a curated record. Lineage: Eukaryota; Viridiplantae; Streptophyta; Magnoliopsida; Fabales; Fabaceae.
CUUAGUUCUUUUUAUUUCGAAUGUCAUCGAGAGAAGAAGAGAUCCUCAAGCUCAACCUCUGAAUUGACAAGCUUAAAGACAGGGAAGCAAAUGGCUGGUCCUAGGAUUGCUCAUGCUACUUUGAAAGGACCAAGUGUUGUGAAGGAGAUAUGUGUUGGAAUAAUACUUGGUUUAGCUGCAGGCAGUGUCUGGAAGAUGCAUCACUGGAAUGAACAGAGAAAGGCCAGGACAUUUUAUGAUUUGCUGGAAAAGGGUGAGAUUAGUGUUAUUGCGGAGGAAGAAUAAAAAUGGCCAUGUUUUGUGCCGAACUAAGCUCCCCGAUUUUUAUACAUUUUUUCUCUCUAAAUUCAAUUGGCUCUUAAUAUGUAGUUGAGCUGACUUACUCUAUAAGAUUCUAGGCAAUAAAGAUUUUGCUCCGAGUCAUGGACUAUAUUAUUGUUGGCUGCUAGAAAUUUUAUAAAGCUUGUUUUGUUGCUUUUUUUAUGGCA